AUAUAAAUAUAAUACUAGGAAGAAGUCGUGGUCCGAUUGAACGUAAUAGAAGCGCCGAGUCUUUUCUCUACAUUUCUCUCAUCCCAAACCUUCCUUCGUCGGCGUCAAUGGCUUCUUCUUCCUCGUACAAGAAGUACGAGAUUCGCAAGCGGAACCCUAACCCUAAAUCCGCCGCCCUCCUCGUCAUCGAUCUGCAGAACUACUUCUCCUCCAUGGCCAAUCCCAUCCUCCGCAACGCCCUCGCCACAAUCGACCUCUGCCGACGGGCCUCCGUCCCCGUGUUCUUCACGCGCCACCUCCACAAGUCUCCUUCCGAUUUCGGCAUGCUCGAAGAGUGGUGGAACGGCGAUCUCAUCAUCGACGGCACCCCCGACGCCGAUCUCAUCCCGGAGAUCCGGCUACGCGUGUCGGGUCCCGAGAAUGAGAUCGUGGAGAAGAACACGUACAGCGCGUUCGCCGGCACGCGCCUCCAGGAGAGGCUGACGGAGAUGGGGAUCGAGGAGGUGAUCGUGAUCGGGGCGAUGACGAAUCUGUGCUGCGAGACGACGGCGCGUGAGGCCUUCGUAAGGGGAUUUAGGGUUUUCUUCUCGACGGACGCGACGGCAACUGCGAAUCGCGAGCUCCACGAGGCAACGCUCAUGAAUCUGGCUUAUGGGUUUGCUUAUCUCGUCGAUUGCGAUGGGCUUACCAAAUCCUUAAUCACAAAUUAACUUAAUUAAACUUCCUUUUUUCUGUAUAAAAUCAAUACAUUUUAUGUUUAUAUAUGUUUUGUUGAAUUGCAUCUGACGAAUUUGGAUUUGAUGCACAUUUUCUUAUAUUUGGGUCAAAUGCGCAUAAAGUUACAAACUUUGAGAUUAAAUGGAAUAAGGACAACUUAUUUA
Messenger RNA from Tarenaya hassleriana, 881 nucleotides. RefSeq names its product nicotinamidase 2-like. The transcript has a single exon. NCBI's taxonomy places the organism in Eukaryota, Viridiplantae, Streptophyta, Magnoliopsida, Brassicales, Cleomaceae. The record is from RefSeq and is a predicted model, not a curated record. The coding region runs from base 108 to 710 and encodes 200 amino acids.